AUGAAAACUCUGAGUAUUAUCAACGACAGUCUCACAUGCCUUGUGGAUGACAUCGGCGUAUUCGAGAGCUACGCGCGUUCCUUGAUAGGUCAAAAGGCUGAUAUUCCGCGCGGAGAGGUUCGUGGUGGACAGUUUGGGCGAACAUGCAGCGAGCGCAUAAUGGAGCUCAUGAAAGUCGACGUCAUAGCUGUAUACCAGGAUGUCGACGAGAAGGCGGACAAGGAGAUCGACUGCGGCAAGCUUGUCUUGAGGAAGUUCCAAGUUUGUAUCGUGGCCUGA
Alternaria incomplexa is the source of this 279-nucleotide messenger RNA. RefSeq lists its product as uncharacterized. The transcript is spliced from 2 exons. Bases 1 to 279 code for a protein of 92 amino acids. The record is from RefSeq and is a predicted model, not a curated record. Lineage: Eukaryota; Fungi; Ascomycota; Dothideomycetes; Pleosporales; Pleosporaceae.